Ipomoea triloba (trilobed morning glory) is the source of this 4394-nucleotide messenger RNA. RefSeq lists its product as uncharacterized. The record is from RefSeq and is a predicted model, not a curated record. The coding region runs from base 1717 to 4143 and encodes 808 amino acids. NCBI's taxonomy places the organism in Eukaryota, Viridiplantae, Streptophyta, Magnoliopsida, Solanales, Convolvulaceae. The transcript has 13 exons.
AUUAGAUGGGGAUGAUAUUAUCACCUUUGGGCGUUGAUCUCGUGCUAAGUUAACAAACAGUUAAUGAUAGCUUGGCAGCCAUUAUCGCCCAUCCGCUCUUGUCUUCUUCCUGUCUUCAAUUUCUCCGUUCAAAUCUCUUUCCCGCGAUCUCCCUCUAUAUCCUCGCAAAACGCACUACACACUUCAUCAUGGAGUCGGAGCUUGGAAUUUUGGUGUAUUAGCUGUUAGAAGAUGAGAUUAUAAUGCUCACAGAAGUAGGCAAUUUAGGGGUUUUGGAGCGUUUGGUUUGCUAGGAGAUUAAGGUGAUGUUGUGAUGGAUUUCGUUUUAGUUCUUUUCGCUGUGGAUUUUGGUGAUAAUCAGCUCCUGUCACGUCUGCUCAUGUGGUGGCGAGAUUGGAGGAGGAAGUGGGCCAAGUGGCCAUGGAUUCUGGUGGCGUGGAAGCAGUAGAGACCUAUUGGGUGCCCCUGCUCAUGUGGUGGACAUGCAGCAUUAAGAAUUGGAGUAAAUUGGUUUCCAUACUAACUUGAAUUUGUUCUUAGCUUUGUUUGCCUUUCGGUUUUCACAUUUUUUCCCCAAUUUCCUUGAAUGCUAAGGAGUAAUUGUGAAUUUUGUGAUAUCUUCUGUUACUUAUUGCUAGAGGUGUUGGAAUUUGAAGGCAAUAAGGAGGCAUGAGCUGGAGAUUUAGUUCUUUAUCUGAAAUCUUAUGCUCUGUUUGAUGGCUACAUUCAAAAGAGGGAUAGACUUUGACAAUGCAGUGAAUUUCUUUCUUGUAGUGGAUAUUUCAGAUAACUGCAUUUAUUAGGCUACUUAAAAUACUUGGUGAAACGGUUGCUCUGAAACUUGUUACUUCAUUCAGUCUUAUUUCUUAAAUGGUGUCUUUUGCUGUGUAUAUCAUCUGAGAUGAUCAUGUGUGAUCUGUGGCUUGAUCUGACCCUGAAAUGAUUGUGAAGGAUUUAGGUGUGUUACAUCCAGUUCUGAGAAUGAUGCUACCAGAUGGAGUUCUAUAUUGUUGUCAGACUAUCUCUAUCUCCAUUCUCCAUAUUGUUGUCAGACUGCUUCUCUCUGCUGCCACAGUUUCUUUUUUGGAUGCUAUCAGAUGGGUAAUGGGAAAAGCUUGUGCUCUUCUGAGUUGUGGAAAGGAUUAGAGGUUCAUCUUGAUAUCACUUCCAAUGAUUAUAAUAUUGGAUAUGCACAUCUGAAAUUGGCCCAUCCUUGAUUACUGGAGAGCUGAAAAUUUUCAAACAGAGUUUCCAAUAUUUCAUAAGGAAGGUGCUGUCUUCUGUAAAGCAUUUAACCAUUAAAAUGUGGAUUAAAAUACUUAACGAUGGUAAUAAGGGUUCUAUCCAAAGAGAAGAAAAGAUUGUGGUACUAGUGUACUACCUUAUGGUGGUAAAGGGUGGAAUAAAAAAAAAAGAAAGAAAGAGGGGAACUGAUAACAGAGCCAUAAAUCUGUCAACAUGUGAAACAAGCUAUGCAGCUGAAGCCUAGCACUCUCUCAAAGUUGCUAGAUGAUCAUGGUUUCAGCCUUUCAGGGUUUCUUCACCUGCCGUUAAUUGAAAAGCCAGCAGAUGCACAACCUGCUAUGGAUAUAGUCAUAUAGAGUCUGUGGAGUGGCUAGGCGUUUGACAAGAUCAAGGUUUUUUGUUCUCCAAAAGAAGUGCAAAGCUGAAGAGGAUCCAAAGAGCAAGUUCUGUAAUUCUGUAAAGUGGUAUGAUAUGGUGAAUCCACCUGCAGGUAUUCAAUCUUUACCUCAGGUUCUUGGAGAAACAAAUGGAAGCCAAAAUUUGAUUUUGGAAUCUGAAAAAGAUAAAAAAUUUCCAGAAUCUAUGAAGUUGUUUGCUGAUAAUAUUGACCACAGGCUCAUCUCCUCUACAACAUCAAGCACAGGGGGAAUACUUACAAAUUUCCCUGUCUUGGAAAAGAAUGUGACUUCAUUGUCAUCUCAAUGUUGUCUAACAUCUGAGGAUAGUCCAAGAACAAAUAUUUGUGGGGCUCAUGAUCCAUCUAUAGUUGUUCCAUCAAAUGUUAAUGGUUCUUUAAAUGCUGACUACAAAGUUAAAACAUCGGUAUGGCCUUCACAGAAGAUAUUACAUUCUAAGGUAGAAGCUGAAUAUGAUGUGCAAGGACAAGAAAUGUUUUCCUCCUCAACUAUGACAGCUGAAACUAUAUUGAAAGAGAAAACAAAGCACUUAACCACAAAGAGGCAAAAUCAUAGCACAAGGAAGUGUGAUAAUGCUCCUCCAAAGAUGAGGCGUCAUAACGUUACUAUUCAAGCUGGGCAGAGUCCAGUUGACAGUUCUCUAAAUUUGAAAGGUGCAUCAGACAUUGAUCAUAAAGAGCUGGUAGCAGUUGCAAACAUGGUUCAUGUUGCCAAAAGAGUUGCCUCUGAUACCCCAUAUUGGAGUGAAAUGGAAAUUUUCUUUGCUUCUGUCAGUCCAGAGGACUUAGAUUUUCUGAAUAAACAAGGUCUCAAGGAAAUAGAAGGAGAUAGUAAAAAACACGAAAAUGGCAAAGCACAAGUUUCAGUUGACUCUGAUCCUUUAUUUCAAGGAGCCCAGAGUAUGAGUAGAUUGGACAGAGGUCCCUCAUUAACCCAGAGAGUUCUUUCAGCUGUGAUUGUUGAAGAUGAAGUUGAAGACUUGUACAAUCAGAAUGAAGGAAGUAUUUCCUUUCAGUGCACAAAUGAUACCCCUGACCAUGGUUCACUUGAUGUUAUGGCGAAUGAUCCAAAUAAUUGCAACAGAGUAUUAACUGAAGUUGAGUUGGGAGUGGAUUUGCAGGCUCCAUAUAAUUGCUUGCUGGAUGAAGUUUCCUGUAAUAGGAAUAUUGCAUCUCAUACUCAAAGUAAUCAAUAUGAAUCAAGUUCAUCCCAUUGCAAUGAAAGCUCAUCAAAUGGUUUCUUGCCAUUUCCAGCUAGAGGAGAUUUUCCUGUGAUUUCCAAAGAGGAUUCUGGUUCAAAAUUUUCUUCAAAGCUUGGCACAUCUGAUAUAUCAUCCUGCAGUUCCCAGUAUCAAAUGCUUCCGCUUGAUGAUAAAAUACGAAUGGAGCUACAGAGCAUUGGCAUACCUCUGGACUCCAUGGCUUGCCCACCCUUGGAGGAAAAAUCUGUUGAUCAAGAAAUUGUGGAACUUAAAGUGGAGUUGGAUAAACAGGGUAUAAAGAAGACACAAAUCUUGAGCCAAAUUGAUGAAGCCAUUCAGCAUGAAAGUCAAGAGGAGAAAAAGAACGUUGAGCAGGAAGCAAUGAACCUACUUCUCAUCACGGCAUACAAAAAGCUGAUGGCUACUAGAGGUGGUAAUUCAUCAAGAAAAGCUGCUAGUAAAGUAGUAGAAGGAAAGACAAAGGCUUUUGCCAAUCGUACUCUUGUUAGAUACAAGGAAUAUGAAAGUACAGGAAAGAGUUGCUUCAGUGAGCCCGAGUUGAAAGAAAUCCUUUUCUCCCCUCCAUGCAAAAAGGAUAUGAAGUCUGCACUGAGUACAUUUCGAAGGAAUUUCAUUGGUGGCUGCCGCAAAAAGGCAACCCGGCGUAAAUCUUACCCCAGAUAUAAAGCAAAAAGCGGUGCUUCAAAUGCUGGUAAAGCUGCUGCUUCCUCAUCAGGAGGCGGGGUUCAGACAGGAGAGUCAUCUGGUUCAAAGGUGCGGUCAAAGCGUUCAUCCUCAGUAGCAUCAUUGAAAGAUGAUCCCUCCUCCUCCUCGGGUAGGGUGAAGAGAAAGAAAUCCUCAGUGAGUGAUGAGGUGGAGCUCCUCCAUGCCCCCAAAGCAAUAGGAAUAGAAAUAGGAGCAGUAAAUGGAAAGAGAAGUAGUUCAAGUAGGAGGGCUGCAGAAGCAGAAUGUUGUGGGAGGUUGAAAAACAAAGCAGUAGAGGAGGAAGAAGUGGAUGAUGUUUUAGCAUGGGAAAGUGAGCUUCACGAAGUGCCGAUCUAUUUGGACCCAGCUAUUGAGGAUCUGAGCAAAACUUUGAGCAUUGUUGUGACUGAGAAAGCUCCAUCUGAAGUUAGCGGCAUGCAUGAUCUGGAAGGAGGUUGGUAUGGUGGGGAUGAUGACCUCACCACAUUGCUCAAUAUUGAUGAAGACGACAUGACGGAAUUGGACUAUGCGCUACGGUGCCCAUGGAUGACCUUUGGGAGUCCAUCUCAUAAAUAAUUCCAUCUUGCUUCAAUUCGCUAUUUUACAUGCAUGCAUUUUAAUUUGCAACAUACGUUUACCCCAUAAACAUCAAGGAUCGGGUUGAGCCCAUCUAAAUAAUUUCCAUUUUACAAAAAUGGACACCUCAGAUUUCAACAUAAACCUUUUUUUUUUUUUAAAUGACUUAUCAGCCAGUUUAUUUUUCUCUAUGGAAGUUUGGAAUUCUCUUUGGAUUUAAAUGAGAAGACAUUUUCUUGAAAUAUCCUUUA